Messenger RNA from Budorcas taxicolor (takin), 2520 nucleotides. RefSeq names its product round spermatid basic protein 1 like (gene RSBN1L). Lineage: Eukaryota; Metazoa; Chordata; Mammalia; Artiodactyla; Bovidae. The record is from RefSeq and is a predicted model, not a curated record. Gene Ontology annotation, cellular component: nucleus. Bases 1 to 2520 code for a protein of 839 amino acids. The transcript is spliced from 8 exons.
AUGGCGGAACCGCCGAGCUUAACGCAAGGCGCCCCCGCCGCCGUCUCGGAGAAAGAAUCGUUCGGCAAAGUGCAAGCCCCAUCCCGGGACCCGCCGGGUCCUCUGUCCGCCAAGAAGAUCCGGACUGAGGAGAAGAAGGCGCCGCGUAGACUGAACGGAGAAGGAGCCAGCAGCGGUAACAGCAGGCAGCUGCAGUCUCCCGCCGCACCUUCGCCUCAGAGCUAUGGCAGCCCUGGGUCUUGGAGCUUUGCCGCUCUGUCCGCUGCCCCCUCCCCGUCGUCUGCUCGGAGCAAUUUCUCCUCUGCAGGCACGGCUGUCCCCUCCGCUGUCUCUGCUUCCCCCUCUCAGCCGGUGCCGCGCAAACUGCUGGUGCCUCCUACGCUGCUACACGCUCAGCCUCCCCAUCUCCUGCUGCCCGCCGCCGCCGCCUCGGCCGGCGCCAAGCCGCGCAGACCCAAGGAGAAGCGAGAGAAGGAAAGACGGAGGCACGGUCUCGGCGGGGCGGGCGACGCUGGCGGCGCCUCCCGCGAGGAGAACGGGGAGAUGAAGCCGCUGCCGCGAGAUAAAAUCAAAGACAAAAUUAAAGAGAGAGAUAAAGAAAAGGAGAGAGAGAAAAAGAAGCAUAAAGUAAUGAAUGAGAUCAAGAAAGAAAAUGGAGAAGUAAAGAUUUUGCUGAAAAGUGGGAAGGAGAAACCAAAAACAAGUGUAGAAGACUUACAAAUUAAGAAGGUAAAGAAGAAAAAGAAAAAGAAACACAAAGAGAAUGAAAAACGGAAGCGUCCAAAAAUGUAUAGCAAAUCUAUUCAAACUAUCUGCUCAGGAUUGCUGUCUGAUGUUGAAGAUCAAGAAGCCAGAGGUAUCCUAAAUGAUAACAUAAAGGAUUACAGUGGAAAGAGUUUGGAUACCAAGAGUUACGAUUCCAAAAUUCCAGAAAACAGUGAGUUUCCAUUUGUCUCAUUAAAGGAGCCACGGGUUCAGAACAACCUCAGAAGGCUGGACACUUUGCAGUUCAAACAGCUCAUUCAUAUUGAGCACCAGCCUAACGGAGGUGCAUCAGUUAUCCAUGCCUACAGCAAUGAACUCUCCCAUCUGUCUCCUGUGGAGAUGGAGAGGUUUGCAGAAGAGUUUGUGGAUCUGGUGUUCAGUGAAAAUGAGAACUCUGCAGCUUUCUAUGUAAUGGGUAUUGUUCAUGGGGCAGCUACUUAUUUACCUGAUUUUUUAGACUACUUUUCAUUUAAUUUUCCCAAUUCACCAGUGAAAAUGGAGAUAUUGGGAAAGAAGGAUAUAGAGACAACGACUAUGUCCAAUUUUCAUGCUCAGGUGAAAAGAACAUAUUCUCACGGUACUUAUAGAGCUGGCCCAAUGAGACAAAUCAGCUUGGUGGGAGCAGUUGAUGAAGAAGUGGGAGAUUACUUCCCUGAGUUCCUUGACAUGUUGGAAGAUUCACCAUUUUUAAAAUGUACACUGCCCUGGGGGACACUAUCUAGUUUAAAAUUAGAGAGUCGGAAAGAUAGUGAUGACGGUCCCAUCAUGUGGGUGCGCCCGGGAGAACAGAUGAUCCCUGUGGCUGACAUGCCAAAGUCACCUUUCAAAAGGAAAAGAACUACCAAUGAAAUAAAAAACCUGCAGUACCUACCUCGAACUAGUGAGCCCCGUGAAAUGCUCUUUGAAGAUAGAACAAGAGCUCAUGCAGAUCAUAUAGGACAAGGUUUUGAACGACAGACUACAGCUGCUGUUGGAGUGUUGAAGGCUGUGCACUGCGGAGAGUGGCCUGAUCAACCCCGAAUAACCAAAGAUGUAAUUUGUUUUCAUGCUGAAGAUUUCUUAGAAGUAGUUCAACGAAUGCAGUUAGAUUUACAUGAACCUCCACUGUCCCAGUGUGUCCAAUGGGUUGAUGAUGCAAAACUUAAUCAACUGAGGAGGGAAGGCAUUCGCUAUGCCAGGAUUCAGCUGUAUGAUAAUGACAUUUAUUUUAUUCCAAGGAAUGUUGUUCAUCAGUUCAAGACAGUUUCAGCCGUAUGCAGUUUAGCAUGGCAUGUUCGGCUCAAGUUGUAUCAUUCAGAGGAGGACACUGCUGAGAAUACAGUUACUCAUGAAACAGGCACAUCAGCAGAUUCCACAUCAUCAGUUCUUGGACCUCACACUGACAGCACAAUUUGUGCUGUAAGCAAAACCUCCUUGGAUUCUAUUUUUUCAGACAAACUUCAUUCUAAAUAUGAAUUACAGCAGAUUAAACAUGAACCUGUUCCAUCUGUAAGAAUCAAGGAAGAACCUGUGAAUGUUUAUAUUCCUGAAAAGACUGGAGCACCGAAUAAUAUGGAUAGCAAGAAUGUUAAAGCAAAAUUGGAUCAUGUUCAAUUUACAGAAUUUAAGGUUGAAGUGGACUCUAAAUUUGAAAAUAGCAACAAAGAUUUAAAGGAAGAAUUGUGUCCUGGAAGUCUCCUAAGUCUAGUUGAUACAAGGCAACAUAGUUCAACACAUUCAAAUCAAGAGAGAAAAGAUGAUGACAUUUUGUGUUAA